Molecule: messenger RNA, 11084 nt
Organism: Toxoplasma gondii ME49
Lineage: Eukaryota; Apicomplexa; Conoidasida; Eucoccidiorida; Sarcocystidae
Exons: 21
Coding region: 1120-7950 (2276 amino acids)
Source: RefSeq, a predicted model, not a curated record
CUGAAAACGGAGAUAUCCGCCGGAGGAAAAGGCAGAAAAAGUGGAGAAUACGUGAUGUGCAUGGAGCCUGGCGUCGCAGCGAGCUGCCGAAGCCCCGUGAUCACCUCCGUGUCUGGGAUGUACAUAACGCCUGAAUGACGUCGGCGGUUCUUGGGACGAGAGGCCGAGCAACUCCAGAACGCGGCCAAAUGCGUGUAGAAUCGCAAGGGCAAAAGAAGUUUGGUUGCGGUCUUGCCACGAAAAGAGAUUGCGUCUCAUUUGCACGGGAAAAGGCCCCAAACGGGGAACCGCACGUGAACGCCCGCCUGCGAGUCAAGAGAGUUUAGGGUCUACGCAGCAGCAGCUAUCGCUCAAGCGGAGACGACAUACGGGACAGUUUCUGAAUGUAUUUUGUCGAGAUUUCUUCCUCAACGACAGAAGCUUCUUGCCCCUUUCAUCGUUCUGCCGUUCAGGACGACCGAUUGGACUGUCUACAACGGGUGUUACCUUGUCGCCGCCGCGGCGGCACAGCACAAAGUCUUUUUGCUAGGUUGUUCCAGCUGUCUUCAUUUGCCGACUUUUUCUCAUGUGUCUUUGUUGGUCUGCACAAUUUCGCUCUGCUCGUCCCUCCAGUUACGCACGUCUUAGGUCGGGGCGGCUUGCACUUUCCUCUCCGUUGAAAAACAAUUUCUCUGUUUCUCUCUCGUGCUUCUCUAGAUCUGCUGCAUGUGCGACCGCCACGUGAGCAACUCUCCAGGUCUCUCCCUCGCAUUAUUUCACACUGCUGUUUAGGCGUCGACGUGGACGUGAAAGGGAUCCUCACCUCUUCAAAAUCGAUUUUUGCAGGUUUCCUCGGCAGUCGAGAAACGCGCAGAUGAACACACACAACUCCAUGGGUGUGUAUUCAAGUGUUGCCGAUAGAUAAUCAGUUUGGAGUUGAACACUACCGAGCUGUCGAGGCAGAAGUGACAGACACAGUGUUGGGUGCCUUGCCUCGAAGCGUCCCCGUCCUCUACCUCGUACAAAGCGGACUCCGCCAGAAGAAGCAGAGAGCAGUGGGCUGCCAAGGGUGGUCGCCAGGGAAGCACAGCCUGAGGAACGGAGAAGACAGGAGGCUGAGGGAGGAACAUAGCGGCGAAAAUGAAGGGUACUCACCACCGGUUUCAGCCCGGAAAAGCCUUGCCCGGAACGCGCUUGGUCGCUGCAACUUCUCGUGAGGACCCAGAAGGUGUUCCAGCAGCGCGUAAAUCUGACGGCUUUGUCGAGUCUUUUUCUCGAAAGGCGAUAGGCCGCGAAGCGUUUCAGGGCGCUGCGUCUCGGCCUCCUUCGAACGCGUUUCUUCACUCAUCUGAAGUUCUCGCUGGAAAGCAAGCGCGCCUCAUCGAUGCUCAAGCCCGGCCGUCGCCGGGAUCGUUUUUCCAUCUUCGGCCUUCGUUUCCAGCUCGAACUCUCUUGGCAGGUGAAGAAAGCAGACAGGAAGAGGAGACUUCUGCUGCGUCUUCAGGAUCACUGUCUGGUUGCUCGACCGUCGCUUCUGUCCCCUCUCGACCGCCGACAGGCUUGCGAGACAGCUGUGAAGCCGCGCACCGGGAAGACCAGGAAAGUCCAAAAGCUCGCAGAAAGCAGAGCGGGAGGGGGCAACACCUGAAGAGUGAAAUGGAAGAACGAAGUGCCAUCAAGAGGGAAGAGCGGAGAAAUUCCGAGCGGAAGGUCAUUUACGACGCCUCCUCUCGGCGUCCUCUGUCGGCGGGAGUGAGCAUCCAGCAAGCUCCGGAGCGACGAAGGCAGAGUGGAGACACCUGCACUGUUCCGAAAGGAGAAAAAGACGACAAUUUCGUCAACAUUGCCUCUUUUCCCUCACCGUGGGUCGACGAAGACAACCAUGCGAAGCACAGAAACCGUCCUGUUCUGGACAGUUCGGCGAAGAGAGACCGGGAGGGGAGGGGGCCGCCGAGCGCGGCAGACGGCCUGUCUCUCCCACCGAGUGUGUGGGCCAUCGAGGCGGCUAGUGACGCGUACCGGAAGGAACUGCGAAUUCGGGCACAUGCAGCUCGACAACGAAUAAAGAAAGAAGACGCGUCUGCGCUGCUUGUCCACAAUCCGCCGUCGCAUGCGCCCUCAGCAGACCUUUACGGCUCUCUCCAGGAGGAUCAGGUUUAUGAGUGCCCUUUUGGAGCCUUCGCGCAUGCGGAAAAGCUGCAGGACGGGGCGAGUGAGAUCGAGGAGGAGCCGAGCGAGCAAGUCGACAAAGCAGAGGAGGCGACAGCCGGAGGGCGCCACUACCUUGCUGUUCAAAGGUCCACAGGUGUCACUCCAGAUCCAUCGGUCCACAAAGAGGAAGAACCAGUACCUGAAGAACUGCCUAGAACGCUCGUCAUAAGAAGCAGCCCAAGGCCCGAAGGGGCAAAGUUCCCGCGCGCAGAAGAGGCCUCAGGUCUCGAAACUAAGCCGAACAAGCCGCGCGAAGACCACUCUGCGAAGAGCAGGGAAGGCGCAAAACCUAGGCCGCGAUACGCGAGUCUCUUUCCAGCUUCUCACUUGUGUAACAGACCUCGUCAACAAAGACAGCCAGCUGUGCGCGAGACGUCGCCGUCUCCGCGCGGGACGUCGAAAGAGCCUCUCUUCUCUAAACGGCACCAGGCGUUUCUGAAGCCCCUCAUUGAUCCUCGAGACUGCUGGCCGUCGACUCGGCCUCUCCACGUCUCCGACCAAACAUGCAACGCGCGUCCCUUAUUCAGGGAGCCGCGGAGUCCGUUUGCGUCGCCGUUUCUCCCCGUCGUAGGCCAAGACGGCAGCACCAAGAUCGUGCAUACUGCGCCGGAGCAGCGAGCAGCCCGACGUGGAGAGAAUAUCUCAGGAGUAACUCUUCACGGUUUUCGUCCAGCUCCUCGGGAGGGAGGUCUCUUAGCCGUGUCAGGGUGUUUCUCGCCUCCGCCUCGCUCGGCCGCUUCCGAGUUUCCAUCCCGCCGGGUGGACCAGUGGAACGAAAAAAGCGCGGCGUGGGCUCCAGAUUCGCCUCUCGGGAGCGUCGGGGUGCGGCGGUCUCUGCCCUUCCCAGGCGCGGCGGGGAUGCCCUCGCCUACGCCGAGAACUCGAGGUUCAGACUCGCCGUCUCCCGCGUUGUCGCCUGCCUUGUCUUCUGCCGCUCGGCUCCUCGAGGUCGACAGACAAAUGAAGCGCGAGGAAAGAUCGACGUCACCGAGUCUGGCGACUGCCGUCUUCGGCGGCAUGGCCAUAAAGAGCCGACGGAUGGAUGCUGAGCCGCCCGAGUGGAACGACGAAGAACGAGGAAGACGCCAACGCCUUCAGAAACUUCGACUAGAAGAAGAGGUCGAGGAACUCCGAGCGAAACAGGCGCGUGUGUCGAAGGACGCGCACGAAGCCACUCAGCUCAAAACUCAAGUCCAGGAAGAGCGGACGCGUGCACAAAACCUCAUUCUCCUUUAUCACGCUGAACAGAAGAAGGCUUCCGAGCUCCAUGAUCGUGUGCAGGCAAUGGUUCAAGAGCUCCAGGCAACGCGUUCGGAGUUGAAGACGGCACAGCGAGCUCUGGAAGAGGCGACGAAGGCCCGGCAGUCCGAGAAGAGAGCGGCGAAUCUUCGGUGUGAGCACGAGAAAGUCGAAAGCCACAAAGGGGUCGAGAAAGUCAGAACUUGCGAACUCCCCCGCAGAAGCGCUUCCCCCGAUCGUGUGUUCGCCGACCGUAGAAUCGUGGAGAAUGCGCUCAAGUAUACAAAGAGAGACCCCAGCCCCUCAUCGACCUGCGACAGCGAAGAAAGCAGUCGGUGGGUCGUCCACGAGAACAUGACCGCUCGGCGGGUGUCCACGGCCAGUUCGCAUUGCGGUCGAGGUUCCCGACAUCCUCGUCCUUCUCUCGAUACAGAAAGCGACAACGGUUUUCCGCAAGAGACACGACAGACAUGUAAAGCGAAGGUCGUGGAGUUCAACGACAACCUUCCGACAACGACGUUCGCGCACCGGCCUUCCUCGGCGUCGCUUCUUGGCCUCACAUUCUCCGGGUCACCUCCGCCUUCUCCGGCCCACAUUUCUUCACAUCGCAUGUCUGUCGCUUCUCCCCCACCGUCGAUUUCGAAGAGUCGCCUCCUGCUUCCUCGUACGGCCUACUCUCCCGUCGGGGUGUCUCCUGCACAUCUGGGAGCUCGCCAGCGCGAGCCUGGAGAAGGACGCCUUUCUCAAAAAGAAGGCGCAGGCCUCGACUCCAGUUUCCACAGCUGCGCUGGUCCCCAGACGGAGCGCGUGUCUCCUCCGCCCGCCGUCCUUUCUCCCGAUGCCCCUCGGCUUUCCGAGGAGGCGCACAGACGCGAGAAUCUGUCCCCGAGGUCGCUGUACUUCGCCAUGACGAGUGGCGACACCAGUGUGCCUGUCUGGUCGGGUCCGUCUGUCGAUUCGCCGCGCUCGCGACCCCCGUUAGAAGAGCCAAGAGAGCUCUGCCGGGUUCGCCGGGCCUCGGAAAUGACCAUCCAUGCCCCCCGAGGGGACACUCGCGAUUUUCGCUCUUUUGAGGCGGACAGUGUGGAGGCGCGCCUGAAACGCGAGCUGGCUGAGGCAGAUCGUCGGAGUUUCGGACUGUCCUCUCAACAGUUUGAAGAACUUCUUCAGACGCUGACGGGAGUGGGCGAGUUGCUGAAGCCUCUCGCAUAUGCAGCCACGCACAAAGGGUCCACUGGGGCGCCCGUCUUGGAUGUGCCAGCAGUCCUGGAGAAGCUUCGAGCGUCUGCGCAUCUGCACCCAGAGCUCAGUCGCCUGUACAGGGACCUGGCUCGACUCUGCACGUCGUCGCCUCCUGAGUCUCGCGAGCAAGAGCCUAUGUCUUGGGGCUUGUCGGCGAGAAGAGAAACGCCGCGAGGCGACGAGCGCGAACAGGAAGACGCUGCCUUCAGGGAGCCAGUCGGCGAGGCUGAUCGGGUGCCAGCCGCUGAGCGGCGCCACCGGAAAGCCAAGAAAUGGGACAUUGGCGGAGAAGACAUUCUGUGGAUGAAGCGAGAAGAAGAAACCGACCUCGCAAGGGAACUCAGAAAAAGCUACGAAGAACUGUGGCUCCAACCGCACAUGAAACCAGACAUCAUCGCAGAUCGCGCAGAACGCGAAAAGCGAGAACGGCGCCGGCAAAGGCGCAUGCAGGAACGAGCAAAGAAGCGCCACGGCCUCCACAUCGGCGUCUCUUUCUCAGAACCGGAAAAGACGGCACGAGGCCUCCAGGACGAUGACAACUGUCCUGAUCUCCUUGCAGACUUGCCUGCGCAGCACAAAUCCAGGAAAACGUGGAAAACUGCGCCAGUUAUUAGCGAGUCCGAAGUUCUUCUCUUUGGGGCAACCCCUGUCGUGCUUCCUACGGAGAAACGUCGGAAAAAAAGGCACGCUUCUUCCGAUGAUUCUGACUCGGACGCUUCGACGAUGUCAGCGGAUUCUCGGGACUACCGUUCGGCGAGCAAGCAUUCGCGGCCUUCCUGCCCUUCUGGCGUUUCUUCUCGUCUUUCUUCUGGAAAGGACCGGUAUGGUCUUCCAGGCUCGACUUCUCCGGCCGCGCUCGGCGCCUCAGCUUCUCGCUUUGGUGCGCCAGCGAAAAAGGGUCCUUUCUCGUUCACGGAUCCCGAUCGGUUUCAGCGCGUCUUGCGGGCGCUGUCUCAGGAGAAGCGGAGACAGACGGCGCCAGCCAGUGGAUCCCAAAGUCGCUGGCACUCGCUCGGGGAGACGCCGACUCCGUGGGCUCCAGCGCGGGGCGCCCCGACGGCGCGGCCUCUUGCCCUCCCGAAGCAAACUCUUUUGAGGGACGUGGAAGAGUUCACUGACUUCACCUCGUCUGACUCUUCGUCGCUGCUGGCGCGGAGGCGCCGCAGACGCGCGCGCGACGCGAAGGAGUGCGAGAGGCGCAGCCGAGGGACUCGCGACGAGUCUGACGACGUGCGAGACCGGGGACACGGUAAAGAGCACUUGAGAGAACGGGAGCGGGAAGCGGAGAAACGCCGCAGCGUGCGUCGAGACUUGGGGUCGAAACGCGAGGAGGAAAGACGGAGGGAGAAAGACGCUUCGUCGGAGAGGCGCCGGGUCUCCGUCGAUCGCGACGCAACCCACAGACGACGCGGAUCUGCGGAUGAUGACUCCUUGGAGAGAACAAAGCGACGAAGGGAGCGAGAAAAAAAAGAGAAGCGGGCGUCCUCAAGUAGUAAAGGUUUGGGCGACGUCUCGGAAAGUCAUCGAAGACGGUCGGAAGGUGCCAGCGAAAAGAAAAAGACCGACGGUGCCGCGAAAACGGAGCAGAACGCUCAGCCUGUGAGCGGACUGAAGAAAACCAGCGCGGCGUCGUCGGAGGUCCCCACUGUUCCUGUGGGCAAAGGUGUCCUCGAUUAUUCACCGCAGAAUGCACAGGCGAAAGCAGAGGCUCCGAAAAAAAAUGACAGUCUUCAACUGCCAAAGAAAGAAGCUGCAUCCGCCGCGGCCAAGCCAGGAGGUCCUUCCGAAGACGGCAAGAAGAGCGAGAGCGCUCCUUCGUGCUUGAAAGCGAAGAGCGAAGGAGAGAAGAAGGAGAAGGAAGACACCAAGGCUUCGCCUUCGGGCAAAGAGGCAGUUAGCGCCAAGCAAGGCGGCGGGAGUUUGUCCGAGAAAGCGGCAGAGACGGAAGCAAAGAAAGAAGAGGCAAAGAAAGAAGAUGCAAAGAAAGAAGAGGCAAAGAAAGAAGAUGCAUCCGCCGCGGCCAAGCCAGGAGGUCCUUCCGAAGACGGCAAGAAGAGCGAGAGCGCUCCUUCGUGCUUGAAAGCGACGAAUGAAGGAGAGAAGAAGGAGAAGGAAGACACCAAGGCUUCGCCUUCGGGCAAAGAGGCAGUUAGCGCUAAGCAAGGCGGCGGGAGUUUGUCCGAGAAAGCGGCAGAGACGGAAGCAAAGAAAGAAGAGGCGAAAAUGCCGUCAAAAAAAGCAGAAGCCGACGGCAAGGCAGCGCCCGUGAAAAAGGAGGAAGGGAAACAAGAAGGAAGCAAGGCACCUACCAAAGCGUCUGACCCAAAGCAGAACCCAGAAGCGGCAGGAGCCCAGACAGCGAAAAUGGGUCUCAGUGGCGCUCCGAAGCUGGCCCCGACAAUACACAUCGCGUGUCUCCAAGAGUUGGUUCCCCUCGACGGCAAAGAACAGGCAGACCGUAAAUUCGUCGUUGUCAUCCACAACGAGGGCGAACAAGCCCUCGAACUGAUGAAAGCCAAGAAGGGCAUUAUCACGGAAGAGCAUGCUACUCGUCUCGAACCGAAUCCCAACUCCCUCCAACUCGCCAACAUAGAGGAGCAGCUAACCCUCGACAAAGUCGACCUUGGAAAGCCAAUCGUUGUGACCGCGGUCGAACUGGCCGCAGAAGGCCCCAAGAUCUUCGCAGCAAGCAAGCCAGUGAUCAUCGAUAAGUUGCGCGACGAAUCAAUGCUGCAACUCGACACUGUGGACAAGGAGUCGAAGAAGUGUGUGAAAGCGGGAGCAAUGCGUUUCACUUUGGGAUCAGAACAGAAUGGCGGCCCGAAAGCAUCUGAGAAGGCUGUGGCGACGAAGAAGGAGAAUGGCAAGAGUUCCGGAGAAGCCAAAAACAGUUCAACGCAAAAGGCUCCUGAAACGAACGAGAAAAAGGUUCCGAGUCCUGCCUCCAAGGCUGGUGCCCAGACGAAGAAGGGUGACCCUCUUCCGGCAGAUAAGAAAGAGGGUACUGGAGUGUCUGAAACGAAAAAGGCGGACGGAGUCACGACAGUUGCAGAAGGAAAGAAGGCAGGGCAGCCAAAGAAAGCCGGUCCCCCAGCAGCAAAAGGAAAAGACGGACCAAAGCAAGCGUCAGGAGCGGCAAAAACAACGAAGCCGCCGCAAGCCAAACCGGCGGCCGGUACCGUGAAGAAAGCGUCUCCUAGUGCACCGCAACGCAAGAAGCUAAUACCGAGGCAACCUCCUCCUCCAGUGGCAAAAGUGUCGGCGGCUCCGAAGACCUAGGGCAACAUGGAGAAGAUCGUACCACCAGGACGCCGCGAAGUUGUUUUUGUUGAACGACAUGAUUCGCGUUUGGCAGUCGAAAGCAAGGGCGAUCUUAACGGAGGACUGUCGCCUAAUUACAGACACGCGGACAGUCAAGGAGAAGUUGUUCAUCGUGCGGUGGGCCCGCUGUGAGAAUUGUAGAAGUCUACGAGGGUUGCAUACCUUUCUCCCCAUUUUUCCGAGGGUCGCAAAGCUCCUAUGUUUAUCUGAAUCACACUGUGGUUAUCUGUUUCGUCAUCCCGAACAUGAGCCACGCGUACUGUGGCACUACAACAUAACACCAGUACACCAACCUUGUUGUCCCCACAUUAGACGAAGCUGGAAUGGUGUCGGUAGAUGUGAAAAAGUAGGUGUUUGCUAUUUGGUGUCCGUCAAAAGAAACGGCUGUCGUGGUGAAAUGUGAAGCGAGAGGUGAGCCUGAGGCUGAAUCUUGGUCAACACCCAUGUUGCACCGAAAUGGACUAUUUUGGUACUCAUGUAGAAAGCGGGGUCCGGAAACUGGGCAAAAGCUUUCUUCGCCACAUGUGUGUCAGCCACAGUGAAUAGGUAUGACUGCUCAGUGGUGGCAGCGCGGAAGGGAAACAGUCACUCAUUCAGUGGAAUUCACGACCGAAGGCGAAAGGCUGGAUCAACAUGUACCAUUUCUCUCGAUAGGCUGUCUCUCGCCAAACAUCGAAACAUAUGUAGAGUGCGACGGAACAUCCUGCCGUGAAAACAUCCGCAAGUCAACGUCGGAGCAUUCACCCGCUUUGAAUAUACCGGUUCAUAGCGAAUGAGGUUGGCUUCGGGCUCGCACUCCCAACACAUGUCAUAAAAACCCGUAGAAUGUACAGUGAAUUGCCUCCGUGGCAAGCCAUCCAAACAGUUGGGCACUGGUAAAACGUAUGUUCGCAGUGGACAAAUACACAACUGGAAUAUGCCAAUGACCAACGCACGUUGCUCGAUUCUUCAGGAAAGAACGACUGAUCAUCCUCGGCCCUAAUCUCUUCUAUUACGGUGGGCUGGGCACUUGUUCUCCUUAAUAUGGAGCCGGACCUUUGGUGGAUUCCUCGGGUAUGAUUGCUCUCGAAACCACGGAGAGCAUAGUGCCCUGUCGCUUUAAAAUCAAUUGUUUUGAUUGAUGCAUUUUAAGUUUUAAAAUGUCACUGCCAGUGUGGUAGCGACCUUACCGUUUUUUAGUCUCGCGUCGAAGUGGUCAUGCAUCAGUGUCAAUGACUGUCAGAGACAAACGUUAAAGAUACGCUGUUACCCACUUCUGAUGGCACUGUCUUAGCUACCGUGCAAGCCUCUCUUGGGCUGGAUGGAGUAGACGGCGCGUUGACUGUCGUGAGUCGCAGAUGCUUUAUUACGGUGGACCGUGUUAUUAGCUUCGUUGUCGUCAGCAGGCAUGUUUCUCAACAGCAGCUAAGCUCUUAUCUUCCACCUUUUCUCAGCUCUCGCUUGGUGUGACAAAGACAUGGCGUUUGGAGUACGCACACAUUCAGUGGCAUCCGAUCUUGGGGGCUACCUUCAUCCCUCUGGAAUCCUGAUUUAUGGAGGCUGUAGCGAAACCGCCUACCGCAGAAGUAACAUGGCGGCAGGUGCAACCGGUUCGAUCGCACGAUUUAUUGUGAAUGUUCAACACCCGGCUGGUCGAUUUCCCGUCGCAUUAUUUCCUGAAACCUGAGCUGUGGGGAGCCAAAAUAGGGGCAUCACAACCGUCUGCUGGAGGAAGCCGGCACCUCCCUGACAGCGUCGCACGGGUGGAUGGCCCUGGUAAAGCGGUGCAGACGGCGAAAUUCUGUCAAGAUCAGAUUCAUCAAAUCUGUGUUACGCGCUCCUUCCAUAUUCUAUUGGUGGAACCGUGUUCGGAAAAACCUAUUUUAGACCGAUGCAGUAGAUCGGGGGGUCGAAGUGACCGUCUGAGGCAUCCCCCAGCCCACAAUGUGCCGUAAUGCUCUUCUCUUACACGAUUUGCAGCGCAUGUUGCAGCCUCCCACAUUCCCUCUGCACAACGCAGCAUUUGAGAUAGUCAAUUCUGUUGUCUCUCUGCGCUACUUUAAGUAUCAACGGGUGGUGCAGAAUUUUUCAUGUUCAGCUGCGUCUUGGGGGUCCCCCGUUCUUCAACACUGGGUCAGAGGGGGGCCGUAAACGUCUGGUAGUGUUAAACCGAUGGCUCCACGACAGCUAUAUUCAAAUCUAACCGCAAUUUUGCUGCGGUCCCGCAUUCGUUGUCGUGUCUUCGCUGUCUCUGGGAAUCGGGAGUUCAUCCCACAUUGGUCACAUACACUCAACAAUGGGCGAACGUCCGCCGAAAUCACGAGUUUUACCGCAGAAACAUUUUUCCACACACAGGGGCUGAUUGAGGAUAAUGGUCUCGCGUAACUCCGGUCAUGAGAAUAAAGCCGAUCAUGUGGGAGUGAGCUCGAGCAGCGCGACACGUGAGCAAGUAGGUGAGAGAGGCCUGGGGUAUGUAUGUGUGAGAUGGAGUGGUACCAUUCAGACAGGGGACAGCCAGACUGGUGGAAAGCGUACCUCGCGUAGGUGGGAAAGUUGCGUUGCGACGAGUACCAAGAGCAACAGCCCAGGGGACCCUCCGCAGCAUUGUCGUAUGCGCGGUCAGACUUUUUCUCUACCAAGCCUGCUUUUUGGCAGACGCAACCACCGACAUGGACAAAAGUCCCGAUGUUUGGUCCCUAGCUACGUUGCUAACAUGAGAAAGUAUCCAACGGCAGCCGGUCGCAUUUUGCCGCUUGCCAAUCAGUGAGUGCAUCUUCCACGCUGUCUGCGCUCUCAAAAACGCAAGAUUCAGUUCUAUGUUGUAACAUUCGGCGUAGUCAGCUUGCAACCUAAUUGGUAUCGGGGCUGCAUGCCAGUUUCCGCGUGUUAUCUUCAGAAAAGGAUAUGCCACUGAGUGGACAAGAUGUCCCUGAAUGCCAGGUCAUCGUACUGGAAUGUUCCUGGCCGCAGUACAGAGGCCUGGUGGUCUGUGAUAGCUUUCGGUCACAGGUGCUGCUUCACAUGGCACAAACUUCCACCAUUUUUUCGUCUAUAUUUCGUACGCAAGAGCAGACUGCUAGCAAUUUUUCCAUACAGCAACCCCAUGUUUGUGC